This is a messenger RNA of Chelmon rostratus (copperband butterflyfish), 948 nucleotides long. Its product is annotated as olfactory receptor 11A1-like. Bases 1 to 948 code for a protein of 315 amino acids. The record is from RefSeq and is a predicted model, not a curated record. Gene Ontology annotation, molecular function: G protein-coupled receptor activity; olfactory receptor activity. The transcript has a single exon. Lineage: Eukaryota; Metazoa; Chordata; Actinopteri; Chaetodontiformes; Chaetodontidae. Gene Ontology annotation, cellular component: membrane. Gene Ontology annotation, biological process: G protein-coupled receptor signaling pathway.
AUGAUAAAUUCGACUUUAACUUACUUCAUUCUGAGCGCUUAUAUUCAUGUAGGAACUUUAAGAUACUUGUAUUUUCUGUUAACUGCUUUGCUUUACAUGAUCAUUGUUGUCGUCAACAUGUCCCUCAUCGUGGUGAUCUGCAUGAACAGAAGCUUACAUGAGCCUAUGUACCUGUUCCUGUGCAGCCUGUUUGUGAAUGAACUGUAUGGUAGUACAGGCUUGUUUCCGUUCCUUCUGCUGCAGAUUCUCUCUGACGUUCACACUGUUUCUGCUUCCUGUUGCUUCCUGCAGAUCUUCUGCUUGUACACAUACGCACAUGCAGAGUUUUGUAAUUUGGCCGUCAUGUCUUACGACAGAUAUCUGGCGAUCUGUUGUCCUCUGCAGUAUAACUCACGUAUGACAUUCAACAAGGCGAUAAUCCUUAUAGCUGUAAUAUGGUUGUACUCCUUUUUAAAAUUCUUGAUCACUUUAUCGUUAAAUAUCCGACUGCCGCUUUGUGGAAACACCAUAAAUAGUUUGUAUUGUCACAACUAUCUAGUUGUUAGGUUGGCAUGUUCUGACACCACAGUGAACAACUUUUAUGGACUCUUUGGGACUGUUCUCACCAUCUUAAUCCCUCUGCUUCCAAUCCUCUUCUCUUACAUGAAAAUUCUCCAAAUUUGUUUCGCUGGUUCCAAACAGACCCGACAAAAAGCCGUCAGCACCUGCACGCCUCACCUGGCGUCCGUCCUGAACUUUUCUUUCGGGUGUUUGUUUGAAAUACUUCAGAGUAGAUUUGAUACGAGCAGCGUACCCGGCGCGCUGCGUAUCAUUCUGUCUCUGUAUUUUCUCAUCAUACAGCCGCUGCUGAAUCCGAUCAUGUAUGGUAUGCAAAUGUCAAAGAUACAGAAUACAUGCAAACAGCUGUUCUGUUAUAAAAUGCUGAGUGAACGCAGAGAUAUCAUGUAG